This is a messenger RNA of Diorhabda sublineata, 1283 nucleotides long. RefSeq names its product eukaryotic translation initiation factor 4E-binding protein (gene Thor). Gene Ontology annotation, molecular function: eukaryotic initiation factor 4E binding. Lineage: Eukaryota; Metazoa; Arthropoda; Insecta; Coleoptera; Chrysomelidae. The record is from RefSeq and is a predicted model, not a curated record. Bases 110 to 469 code for a protein of 119 amino acids. Gene Ontology annotation, biological process: negative regulation of translational initiation. Gene Ontology annotation, cellular component: cytoplasm. The transcript is spliced from 2 exons.
UAAUAAUAGCUCCUGUCACGAUUUCAGUGUUCAAACGUUUAAAGUUGUUGGAUUGUAGUGUUUAUCUAUAGUGUUUUUAAGUGUCGAAUAAAUAUUAUAUUUAUUAAAAAUGUCAGCAUCACCGAUAGCGAGACAAGCUGUAGAAAGCCAAGCUAUACCAAUUAGAAGAGUUUUAAUUAAUGAUCAUUCCGAAUUACCCGCUCAUUAUUCUUCAACACCUGGAGGGACUUUAUUUUCGACUACCCCUGGAGGUACGAAGAUAGUCUACGAAAAAUCUGUUCUACUUACUUUAAGAAAUUCACCGAUAUCCAAAACACCACCACAAUUUGAAAUACCAGAUAGUAUUUUAGGAAACUCGAAUAAAAACACAAAAAAAACAGGUGAUCAAAAACGACCCAAUAAAGCAAGAAAGUCGAAACCUGAAAUCAACCACAAUAGCUCAGAGGACCAAUUCGACAUGGAACUUUAGUAUUAUUAUCAACGACCUGAAAAAAAUAAUCUAGGCUAGAUUUGAAAAAUUUACAGAACUUCGGUUGAAGAGGGAAUACAAAAAUUGCAACUUAUUGUGUUCAAUUAAAUUAAUAUAGUAAUAAGUCAUUUUAUUUAGAUUUUAAUAUUAAACUUCCCCUUUACUUAUAGUGUAACAAAAUAUAAAUAAAAUAAGUCGCCUUCAUUAGUAUAAAUUGGUUUUCCACAGAAUCUAUGAAUUUCUGUUUUAUGGUGAGCAGAUGGUUGUCUUAGAUAGGAGCUUGUGGCAAUUUAGGUACAUAAUUUUAUCGUCGUUGAUACCAAGACGUAAUGUAGUCUGCACCUAUGUUAAGUAAAAAAAAUAAGUGGCAGCCUCAGGUAGCUUUGAUUUUCUUUUAUAAAUAAUUUCGUAAUUGUAAAAAAACUGCCAAAAAUAAUAUCAUUUUUGUCACCAACUGAUGACUCCGCAGCAAGAAUGACGCAGCUCCAUAAAAGUCGAUUUUGAGAAAAUAAAAAAAAACUUUUAUACGCCAUAGUUUAUAAGAUACCACUUUUACGUUUUAAACUGCCAAAAGCACGUACCUUAACAAUUACAAAUACCGAAAAUCUUCUAAAAAUAUAAUAUUUUAAAGCAAAUAAAAAGUUGUUUUUUAAUGGAUCUACGUCAUUCUUGCACCAAAGCUUCAAAAAGUGUGCGUGUCUGCAAUAAUGAAAGAGCUAAAAUUACAUUUGAACGCAAAAUUUGUAUAUAUUUAUUACAUAAACUUUAUUCAAUGUUACUCAUUAAACAAAAACAAUAAUAAUAAGUCAUAGAA